Messenger RNA from Papaver somniferum (opium poppy), 1655 nucleotides. Its product is annotated as glutathione S-transferase T3-like. The record is from RefSeq and is a predicted model, not a curated record. Bases 527 to 1429 code for a protein of 300 amino acids. The transcript is spliced from 3 exons. NCBI's taxonomy places the organism in Eukaryota, Viridiplantae, Streptophyta, Magnoliopsida, Ranunculales, Papaveraceae.
UGGUAAAUAGAAUUCCCUCAAAAAACUAGGUCAUGAGUUAUCUUGAUUUGCCUGUAAAUAGAUGAGAAUAUACAAACCAUAUUUCAUCUAUUCUUGUUUAUUCAAUCGCUUGAUAGAAACUAAGAUAUAGAGAAAAGUUUGUUGUUGGUGAAGUAUGUCAGACCCUAUGUCGAUCGAGUGUCAACAAGAUGAAAAUGUUCAUGUUCCUGCAACUUUUCCGGAUCCGGCUGCUGUGUUUGUAACCCCACAAACCCACCAUCAUCAUUCCAUUCAACAACCACAGUUUCCUAUACAAUACCCUCCUUUUCCUAUGAAUCAAUUCAGUGGUCCGUUUUCAUCGACUGUUGAACAACCAUACGGGGUUGGGUAUUCCUUCCAAAGUCAUAUGAAUGCCCCAUUCCCCCCUUUCGAAACUCAAUCGUUAAGAACUUCAGUAACAAAGAAGAAAGGAAAGGGAAAGAAUCCUUCACCAAUCUAAUCUUCCAAUCCUCCUCGUCGACUUUGGACGACAGCUGAAGACAUCGCAAUGACAAAGGCUUAUCUAUACGUCUCCGUCGAUUCGAUUGUAGGGAAGGAUCAGACCAGUGAAAGGAUGUGGAAUCGUAUUUUGGGUGCUUGGAGGGAAAACAUGGGCACUUACGAUGAGUCUCGGAAAGCCAAUGGCUUAUCAUGCCGUUGGGGUCUGAUCCAAGCUGCUGUAACCAAGUUUCAUGCUGCAUAUGAAUCUGUAGAGAGAGCUCCAAAAAGUGGAGUCUCGAUUGAGAACGUGAAACGAGAUGAACUGAGAAUUUACAAGGAGACUGGGGAUGGAUCAGCAUUCAAAUUUGAACACUGUUGGGAAAUUCUGAAAGAAAAUCCUAAGUGGUGUUCACUUCAACUCACUAGGACUGGGACUUCAAAGAAAGAAAAGAAGACUGGUGAAAGUCUUGUUGAUAGUUUAGCACAGACAUCACUUACUUCUUCACUGCCAGAUGGUGUCGCGGAUGUGGAUAAUGAGAACAUUGAUGCCGAACAAGGAGUUUCUCGACCUCCGGGUAAAAACACUAUCAAAGCUAAACUCCAAAAAGCGCAUGAACAGAAGAAUAUUGCAGGCAUACUGAGUAGUUUCCAGACUACAGUUGAAAAGCAACACUUGCUUAAUCAACAAGAACUGGAAUUGAAGAAAGAAAAGGAUAAAAAAGACCAUGAACUGAUGGAGAUAUUGAUGAAAAAGGAAUUGGAACUGAAAGAAAAGGAUCAACAAUUAAAGGAAGAAGCUCAAAGGCAGAAACAAAAAUUAGGGAAGCGAAAGGAAUGCGAGCGCAUUAUGACAACUGAUCUUACUCCUCUUCAACCCGCCAUACGGAAGGUUUAUGAACAAAUGCAGGCGAAAAUUAUAAAGGAAUGGGAAGAGGAAGGUCUUUUGGGAGAUGACUGGUUGAUGAUUUAAAUUUUAGUAUGCAGGUGCUAGUUUAUUUCUUGUUUAGUUGUUUCCUUAGAUUGAGUUAGUCUUAGGUUACCAUUUCUUUUAGUAAGUUGUUUUCUUUGAUUGAUUGAGUCUUAGAUUAGCAUUUUAUGAUUUAGUACCUGCAGUAAGGUCACUGUUGUGGUGAUCCUUAACAUUCCAUUUGGUGUCGAAACUUAAUGUUUUCUAGCUGAUCUUUAAUAAAAUUGAG